GUGCGCUUGCCAGGCUACCGUGCUUGAAUACACAACACACACCUACAGGCACAUAUCUGAGACACAAAGCAACGGAGAACCUAUAAGCGGGCACCGUCGCAGGCAAGGGACCAUCGGCUUUCUCUCAGCGCCAAGAACUCCGGACAGCAUUUGCCUGCAAAUGCGAAUACAUGCAAAUGUCCAUGAGACGGGGCAGCGCAGCGCAGCGCAAGAGAGCAGGGCCUCCGGUCGGCACCGCAGUGGAGAGAGGGGGGCGAGACGGGUGAUGGGUGAUGGGUGAUGGGCGAUGGGUGAUGGACAAUGAUGCUUCGUACGAGCCCGCGAAAAGGCUCUGGACAGUUCGGGCUAGGGGUGUGACGGCCUGAUGAGGCUUGGCUCCCUGGCCUCAGCAAGCGUCCAGAGGCAUGACGCACAUGGCACGAUGCCCACAGCACCAGAAUUAAAAAUAGGUAACAACUGGGGCGAGCCGUCGGCCUGGUUUGGCCACCAGGGUGCGGGCAAUGUGGGGGAUGGAACCAGCAGACGUCGUUUGGUUGCUUUUUCGCACCCUGCUCGCGGGCUUAGGCUUUUUGGGCCAGACGCCAUGGCACAGCGUUAGUUGGGGCCGGCCUUUUCUCAGGGUGAAACAGAACUG
This is a messenger RNA of Trichoderma atroviride IMI 206040, 634 nucleotides long. NCBI's taxonomy places the organism in Eukaryota, Fungi, Ascomycota, Sordariomycetes, Hypocreales, Hypocreaceae. The record is from RefSeq and is a predicted model, not a curated record.